AAGGAUGUUAGAUUCACCUCUGGAAAGGAAUACCCCUCAGUUAUACCCUUGCCUCAAAUCACAAUCAAGCCAGGCUAAGAUAAAAGGCAAAAUAUUUAUUCGUAAUAAGUAGAUAUAAUUUAUAAUAUGUGUAAUUUACAACAAAAGGUAACUAUUCAUUUAUAAAAUCCAUACUAAUCAAGCCAUAAAUGUUUCUAAAGUACUUCACAGAGGUAAAGAAAAUAAAAAACUUCUUCCAAACUCUACAUCUAAUCUACUUAAACAGCAGUUAUUUCAGAAAAUCCUCCAUUUUUCAUGCUCAGCUAAUGUCCUCUCUUUUUCCUACCAGAGUGGUUAUCAGAGCCUUGGGACAUGUGUCAGCUUCUUCUACUCAAUAGCUGCCACCAGGGAAACUCAGAUAUAGAAACAAAUCUCCAGCUAGGGAGCUUCUACCAGAGGAGUCUUGCAGUAUCACUUAAGAGAGAUUCCCAUUUCAGACUGUCCCUUUCUCUCCCUCUUUUUUCUCAGAGGGCUGUUAGAUCGUACCACCGAUCUCCCUUCUGAAGCCUUUGGGAGGACCUUGUAGGUCCAGUCUCUCACUCAAAACACACCCUGCUCAUUUAUGACCUAGAAGACAGUCUGGACACUCUUGUUGAAAACAAAGUUCAUUGCCUGUCCUUAGAUAUGUCAUCGAUUUUGUUUAUCUGGGAGCCAUCUCCUGACCUUACCUGGCUAAUGAACAGCUCUAGGUUUCAAGAAGCAGUAAAAUUCUCCCCUUCUCCUCCAUGUUGCUUGAGAUAGACCUGUGUGAAAUGAAUCUUUCACUGCACCUUCCUUUAUUUUGAUCCGUGUGUUAAAACAUGACUAAUAGGAGCAUGUACAUAUGAUAACCAUGCAACUCAUCCUUGGCCCUCGACUGAGGGCAGACACCAUGGUGGUUAACAGCCUUCAGAUGUCUGGUCCACAGCCUCUUUCUCUUAGGCAUCCCAUAAAGGUUGAAAGUUGGAGACGAGUCUGAGUACUGGCUUUCUUGUCAGGUCCAAGGAUGCUGAGUUUUCUCAAUUACACAUGCAUAUUUAGUUUCCUAAAGCUAGAAGGAGAAAUGAGGAGCACCAAAUAGCUUUGAUGGUACUUGUUAGCCAGAUAACCUCAUGUGAAGAGCCUGAGCAAAGUACCUCAGCCUCUGUGCUUGUAGUGCUCUCCCCAGGGUGCAGGGACCCAAGGGCUUUUCAUCACCUGAAUUUUCAUUGCCCUAAUCCCAUCCUUCAGCAGACAGCAUUGGACCACCAGCCAGUGCUCGCAGUGCUCAGCAGGGCUUUGAAUUUGUUUAUGCUCCAGGUUCUUCAUUCUCAUUUGACUCCUCUAAGUUGCAGGUUUCACAUACAACAGGAAUACUUCAACAGGUGGCAAAUCACUGAUAUUUUCUUGCGUUUUGGUGUUUCUAGAGAAAGACGGAGGGCCUGGCUUUAGACUAUGAAUAUCUCCGCGAUGACACUAGAUGACGACUUCACCAACAGCUCCUUCAACUGUACAACUGACAGCUUCAAGCAAGUCAUUUAUCCCGUCAUGUACCUCUCUAUCUUCAUCCUGGGUGCUGUUGGAAAUAGCCUCUCCAUUUAUGUUUUCUUCCAGCCUUCACAGAGGAAGACCUCGGUGAACAUUUACAUGCAGAACUUGGCUGUUUCAGAUCUCAUGUUUGUGAGCACUUUACCCUUUCGGGCCACAUAUUUCCUGAUGGGAUCACGUUGGAUAUUUGGUGACAUCGUCUGCAGGAUCAUGACUUACUCCUUGUACGUGAACAUGUACUGCAGCAUUUAUUUUCUCACCGUGCUCAGCAUGGUUCGUUUUACAGCCAUCGUCUACCCAUUCAAGCAGUGGAAAGCAACCAGCAUGAGGUAUGCCAAGAUAAUAUGUGCAGCUAUAUGGCUCUUCGUGCUGGCAGCCUCCAGCCCUUUGUUAAGCAAGGAAAUCGCUGGGUACAGGAACCCGGCCAAGUGCUUGGAUCUUCAUCCCUCCAGCACACAUAGGCUCCUCAUAAUGAACUACGUUGUCCUCAUCGUGGGCUUCAUUUUGCCUUUUUGCACAAUUAUUGUCUGCUACAUUUUUGCAAUAAAAACAUUGCUCAGGUCCAAGGCUCCACAGUGCAAGAAGACGGCCUGUCACAAGAAGGCACUGUCAGCCAUCAUCAUCACUCUCAUCCUCUUCCUCCUCUGCUUCUUGCCAUAUCAUGUACUGCGAACUGUUCACCUGAUACGCAGCGGCUGCAGCCAGGCCAACCUGCCCAUGCACAAAGCACUGGUGGUCACUCUCUGCCUCGCUGCCAUGCACAGCUGCCUCGAUCCUGUCCUCUAUUACUUCGCUGCUGAGAAUUUCAAAGCAAGAAUCAGAAGUUUAUACCGCAGGUAGCUGAUGCAGAAAUGCAAAAUGAUAUAUAGACAGUUCUGAUGUGACAUCUAGACUGAGUCCAUACUACUCAAUGGCUGAAGCUGUGUGGUGCUAGCCAGCCUGCAGCCAUGCUACUCAGUGCCAGGCACCUCCAGCGCAGAAGAGGCUUGGAAGGAGCUCACUGGGGAUGGCCAAAACCAAGGCAGGAUGAUCAGAGGUCACAUCCCUGGGUGUGAUCCCUGAUCCUCUUCUACUUAACAGUGUAGAUAUCCUUCUAGUGUUCAUCCUCCUCAGAACAAUGGAUUGAAAGAGAUUUACCUAAUCUAAGUCAAUUUAUUUAAUUUCACAAUACUGAAACAGUGACUUAAAGGGAAACUGCUCACCUGACCAACUCAGUGUCUGUGUCUGAACCUCUCUGUGCUCUGUUUCCCUGUGUGUGCAGAGGUGCGUGGUUCAGACUCUGUGACACUCAACUGCCUCAUAGCACCCUGUCAGUCCCCUUUGCAAACACCGGCCAAAGGUUUGCACACAGCAGAAAUGUGAAGCGGCACUGAUACUUUCCGCUGAGGCCAAACAGGACCCAACACCUGCUCAGGCUGUUCAGAAGGCAUUAAUGUUCCUAAAUUUUCCACUCUUAGAAGGCCACAGAGGUAGUUUAGUUAACAUUUCACUGAUUACCAAACAAGAUAACAAUUUCAAGCAAGUUGCAUCAGCAUGGAGUGCUAUGAGUAAGCCAGCUGCUGGUGGGGAGGGCAGGAUGCGGGUGCACUGAACCAGCUGCCCCCUGAGGCUCUUCACAUGGGUGCCUGAUUCCUUCGGGGCCAUCGCAACACAUGUUUUUACGCUCAUUGUUGCCACUGCUUUUCUGAAAGCCGCAGUUCGGUAGCUCAGUUCCCAUGCAGGAAUCCAGAGACAAACUUUUAGUAUCAUUUUUGUCCAAAAGGGUAGCUAGGGAGUGGUUUCCUCAUCACAGGUAAACCAGCAUGACAGCAAAUCACUGCCAAAGACAUCCCUAAUCCCUCACCUCCUGCCUGCUCCAAGGAGGAAACUGGCCCCUUUUUUCAGAGGAUUAACUUCAGUCGCUUUGAACUCCCUGACAUCAAACAUGUAGCAAUGCGGUGAGGAAGUGUAUUGUCAGGAACAGGAGGAAAGAUGGAUGGCAAAGGAGGAGGGCUGUUUUAGAAAGCAAUUGGAAGCUACACCUAUGUGUACUUCGGAAAAUCUUGCCAAAUCGCUGCCUGCAUUUUUAAGUCUCCAAAUUUUUUCUAAAAUACAUUUCCUAGAAAUCAGACCACUUGCAAUCAAGUAUAAACAGGUUAAAAACUCAAUCUGACCACAGCUAAAUUUUUGUUUUAAUUUCCUCAUUUUUUCAUAAAUAAGUCAAGAUGUUUAGUCAUAUUUUCCAGGCAAGCAGCCUGUCCCAUAUGAAAAUGAACAAAAAUGCUGAAAGCAUUCCCUCCCUGUGAAAUCCACCCAAAAAUAGGUUUCUGUCAGUGAAGAUACUUUCUCAUUAUUGCUCCCAAACAAAAAUAACUGCUGCUAGCUAUUUUCAGCUCUGUCUGAAAUAUGCAGAAAACAAAUAAUUGCUGGUCAGGUGGAAAAGUACUUGGCAAAUCACUGUGAAAGUCACAUUUUUCUUGGCUAUCUAAGGGUUAUGUUCAAUUGCAGAGUCAAUCUAUCUUGGUCACUUUCUGCUGCCUUUGAUGUAAGCAUAGAGUUUUAUCAUAAGUCUUCACUAAAGUUCAUGUUCCAAAUCCUUAUUUUGAUAACCCAGUGACGUACCUGAGAGCUGACCUAAUGAUGCCGUGUGAACUCCUGCAGUGCUUGGUCCCAUGCUAUUGAAGGAAAAGGGAAUAUUACCACCGUCUUGCAAUGGAAUGGGAUUGAGAUGGUUGCCUGUGCAGAGGGGUCAUGGACAAAUAAUUGGAAGGAAGGGGGUAAACUAUUUUUCCAUGGUUUCACCCUGUUGGGAGCAGACCUGAGCAGGGACAAGUGACAGUCUUAGUGCCUCUGACGAGAUACUGUACACCUUAAAUACUACAAGGGAGCAGAAAUACUUAGUCACAGUCUAAUCUCACUAAUGUGUUUUUGUCUUUAUCUAUCCAAUGCACCUUAUUAUCAGAUGAUUUUGCAUCUAGAGGAUAUAUGUAACUCACUUAUGAGGUCAAUUUUUUUUUUUAUCGACCAUGCUACAACUUUGUUAGCAAUUGAAUUAACUGUCAAACAUAUGUUUUAAUAAACUAGAUUUACUAGUUGCUGAAAA
This is a messenger RNA of Columba livia (rock pigeon), 4627 nucleotides long. RefSeq names its product cysteinyl leukotriene receptor 2 (gene CYSLTR2). The record is from RefSeq and is a predicted model, not a curated record. Gene Ontology annotation, cellular component: plasma membrane. The transcript has 2 exons. Gene Ontology annotation, biological process: G protein-coupled receptor signaling pathway. Gene Ontology annotation, molecular function: G protein-coupled receptor activity. The coding region runs from base 1453 to 2385 and encodes 310 amino acids. Lineage: Eukaryota; Metazoa; Chordata; Aves; Columbiformes; Columbidae.